AUGAAGUUACUUGCUCUAUUAGCCAUUACCACGCUUGCAGCUGCCGCGGUAACCAAUAAGGCAAUGAAGUGCCAGUAUGUUAACUUAACUUCUAACACCACUGAUAUCCACACAUGCUUACGUCUCUUAAGCUGCAUCAGCCAUGGCUGGCAAAGAAACAUCGAAGACACAUCGAUAGCAUGUCAGAAAAGGGCGGGUCGAGGUGUCCAGGGUAUUUAUGAGAAAGGGUAUUGCUACGUAGAUGCGGAUGAAGAAGCCACGUUUGUAAAUGAGUGCGCUGUUAAGGGCAAAUGUAAAAAGAACAAGAAGUUUAAGCUCGCAGAAGCUGAUGAGGAACCGUCCAGGUGCUUGCACCCCAUUAGGGAUCUGACUGGAAUGACCUACAAGGGGUGGCUAAUUAGGAAGCCGUUGGCUGUGACUUUACCUGACUCUCACUUCAAUUGUAACACCUGUACUCGUCAGUUCAAGAACCGAGAAGCCGUUGACCAGCACAUGAAAGCUCUUGGUCAUCGGAAGUCGCUGGCUGUGACUCUACCUGACUCUCAAUUCGGUUGCGACACUUGUACUAGUCACUUCAAGAGUCAGGAGGCUGCUGGUCAGCAUAUGGACGAUCUUGGUCACCGGAAACAGUUGGCUACUAUGACAUCUGAAUACAUCUUACAUCUGAGGCCUGUUGGACAGAUGACUGAUGACCCCACAGGAUAUGAACGCCUUGUCUUGCAGAUCUGUCCAAAGUACCUUACCCCAAAUGAAGCAAAUAAGAUACGUCUACAAUUCGACAGAGUAUGGAAGGAGAACAAGCAGGUUCUAUAG
Colletotrichum higginsianum IMI 349063 is the source of this 813-nucleotide messenger RNA. Its product is annotated as EC12a protein. The transcript is spliced from 4 exons. The record is from RefSeq and is a predicted model, not a curated record. The coding region runs from base 1 to 813 and encodes 270 amino acids. NCBI's taxonomy places the organism in Eukaryota, Fungi, Ascomycota, Sordariomycetes, Glomerellales, Glomerellaceae.